AUGGCCAAAAAAAUAGAUGAAUUAUUUUCGAAGAAGGAAAGAUAUUUAAAAGAAAUAAUAGAAAGUAAUUGUAUAUAUGUAAAAGAUUUAAAUCACUGGGUUGGUACUAAUUAUAUAGCUCGACUGAAAUUAAAAAAAGAGCUAUUAAAAGUAACGCCCAAAUUGUUAAUAAACAAAACACGUUCGAGAGCAAGCCGAUGUAGGGUGUGCGGUUUCUCUAUCGAAAAAGACAAGUUACGAAUUGGGUAUCCUACAAAAGAUCCGAGAGGUGAUUAUGGUUAUAUAAGUUGUUGGGUGCACAUUGAAUGUAGUAAAAAAAUAUUGUAUUCAUGUUUGUAUAUUGAAGAGAAUGAGAAUGUUUUAAAAGGAUAUUUACAAGAGUAUAAGAAUCAUAAUUGUUGUGGAGAACAUUAUAAUAAAUAUGAAAUAUAUAUUUAUAAUAAUUUACAAUGGGAUCUAUUUUUUGGGGGCAUCGAAAAUAUAAACGAAGAAGAACUAUCUAAAUUAAAAGGGAUUGCAAAACCAUAUGAAUUAAAAAGUGAUUUGAAAUGUAGGAAUAGUUUUGAAAUGUUAAUAAAUGAAGAAAAUGAAAAAAUAAAUUCAUUAGAUUAUUUAAAUGUAGAAAAGAAAAUAACGAAUUAUAAUUUUAGUAUACCUAAAGAAUUAAAAUAUGAUUUAUUACAAUAUCAGAAAGAAGGAAUUUAUUGGAUGAUAAAUCAAGAAAUGUCUAAUGUGAAAGGUGGAAUAUUAGCUGAUGAGAUGGGUAUGGGGAAAACCAUACAAGCCAUUACAUUGAUAUUGUAUCAGAAGUUGGACAAGUUAAAGGAAAUAAAAGAAGACAAACGAAAUAAUGAUCAUGAAAAUGAGGAUGAAAAUGAGGAUGAAAAUGAGGAUGUAAAUGAGGAUGAAAAUGAGGAUGAAAAUGAGGAUGAAAAUGAGGAAGAAAAUGAGGAUGUAAAUGAGGAGAAGAAAAAGAGUCAUAUGUUACAUGGUGAUAUUUAUAAAGAAGAUAUUCCAUCCUUUAAAGAAAAAGAUACAGAACAUGAAAAAUCGGUUAAAGAGAUAGAUAUGAAAAAAUCAUAUAAAAAUAGUAGCACCAUAUUAUAUUCUAAAAAUUCCACAUCGGAUGAUUUGAAAGUUAAAGAAGAAUCAGAUUGUAGUGUUAUAUUAAUAGAGAGUGAUGAAACAGGGAAUGAAAAAAUUAAUCAUAAAAAUGAUGUUAUGGAAGAAAAUAAGAUGGAUACUCAAAAUGUGUUAAAUGUGAAAAAAAUAAAGAAUAUAAAAAAGGAAUGUGUUAAUAAAAAAAUAAAAAAUAAUAAUAAUAAUAAAUCACAUUUUAAAAAGAAUAAUUUUAUUAACAAGCUACAAGGACAAACAUUGAUAAUUGCUCCCGUAGCUGCUGUUAUGCAAUGGAAAUAUGAAAUUGAAAAAUUUGUUGAUGAGAAUAUUUUAAAUGUUUAUGUUUAUCACGGUAAUUCAAAAAUAAUAAGUGAUGAAGAAUUAAUUAAAUAUGAUAUUGUUAUAACAUCCUAUGCAGUUGUCGAAGUUAAUUUUAGAAAGAUUGUUAACAAACAUAAACAACCAUGUGAAUAUUGUGGAAGGUUAUAUCUACCCAAUAAUUUAGAUAUACAUAAAAAAUAUUUUUGUGGUCCUACAGCUGUUAGAACAGAAAAAUUGAAAAAGAGAAAAAAAAAAAAUAAGGACACAGCACUUGUUGCUAUGAAAAAGUUUGAUGAAACAUUUGUUCCGACACCGAGAAAUGUGCUAUUAGAAAUUAUGGCUAAUAGUAAAAAAGAAUUACAAGAGGAUAAAAAAAAUAUUGAAAUAUCUAAUAAAAGUGUACAUACUAAUAAUACUAAUAAAAAUAAAGGGAAAAAAAAUAAUCAAAUAAAACACAGAAAUACACAAAAAGAUUGUAAUAUAGAUCUUAUUGUAUUAUCAUCAGGUAGUUGUAAUGAAAAGAGCUCUUCUUCAGAAAAUUCGAUAUAUUCUCCACUGUCGAGAAAAACAUCCAGUAGAAUUAUUGACUUGAGUAAUUUAGGAUUUGAUAAAGAAACUAUGGAACAAGUUAUUGAAAGUUUAAGUGAAGCGAAAAAAAAAAAGAAAAAUGUAAAAAAUGUAAAUAAUGUAAAUAAUGUAAAAAAUGUAAAUAAUGUAAAUAAUGUAAAAAAUGUAAAUAAUGUAAAAAAUGUAAAAAAUGUAAAAAAUGUAAAUAAUGUGAAAAAUCAUCGAGAUGUUAAAUGGAAUGUAGUUAUUAAAAAUAUGUUAGAGAAUUUUUUGUAUAAUGUAGAUAUGAAUGACAAAUGUAAACAUGUGCUGAUUAAAAUAUAUGUAACAAACACAACAAUACAAAACACGGAGCUGGAAAAAUUAAAUAUGGGGGAACUCAAGGUUGUUCUAAUAACAAUGGGAAAGCAUAUAUUUGGUACAAAAGUGGAGUUAAUAAAUAGAAUAUUAGUAUCAGCAAAAUAUAUACGGAAAGAAUUAUAUGACGAUAAUACUGAGACAGAGGAAAAAGACAAAUCGUGUAUUAAUAAUGAGGAUGGGGAUACAUCUAUGGGUGUCACUAAUCAAAAAGGAAAGGAUACAUUUUGUAAAGAAAGGAAAAUUAGAAAGGAGGAUGAAAAAAGUAGCAUUGAGAAAAAAAGAAAAACGGUGGAUGUUAUAAGUGUGGGUGGGGACGUAAAAAGGGAUAUGUCAUUAAAUAAGAGGAGGAAUACGACAAAUCGAGGGACAACAACGAAAGUUAAAGGAGAAAAGAGAGAGUAUGCAUCAAAUAAAGGAAAGAAUAAUGAUGAUGAUAAUAAUAAUUCUUAUUAUAGUGAUGCAAAGAGUUAUACAAAUGACAGUAGCGAUGAAUCCUAUCGAGUUGAUAUAUGCUCGAAAAAAGAAAAAGAACCCCCAAAAAAUACAAAGAAUAAUAGAAGAAGCCAAAGGAAGAGUUCAUGUAAGAGCUCUUUAGAAAGUGAAAAAAAGGAGGAAUCCAAUAAUUCAUAUAAUACUAAUGAAUAUAAUGAAUAUGAUGAUUAUGAUGAUUAUGAUGAUUCGUCCAAUUCGUUUGAUUCAUAUGAUUCCAUUAUUGUUCGAAAGUCCAAGAUGAGUAAGGAAAAGAAAAAAAGAGAGAAUAUGAAAAUUUUUGAUGAAAGUGCGUUACACCAAAUAUAUUGGAAUCGUAUUAUUUUAGAUGAAGCACAUCGAAUUAAGAAUAGGAAUACUUCUACUACACAAUCCAUAUUGAAUUUAAAAUGUUGUGGUUAUAGAUGGUGUUUAACGGGAACGCCUUUACAGAAUCGAAUUUCUGAAUUGUAUAGUUUAAUAAGAUUUAUUGAAUUUUAUCCAUAUGCUUAUUAUUUUUGUUCAAAAAAGGAUUGUAAAUGUUUAUUAUUAAAUUAUGAGAUGCGAGAUAACAAAUAUUGUUAUUUUUGUAAUCAUUCUAGGAUAAAUCAUUUUAAUUAUUUUAAUAAAAGAAUUUUAAAACCUAUACAAUCUUUUGGAUAUAAAGGGGAGGGUUUAAGUGGUAUGUCUUAUUUAAAGAAUGAAGUGUUAGAUAAAAUAUUAUUACGUAGAACUAAAGGUGAAAGGAAGAAUGAUAUUAAUCUUAAUCCUUUGAUUAUAAAAAUAAGAAAGGAUAAAUUAUCAAAUGAAGAAAAAGAUUUUUAUGAAUCUUUAUACAAACAAACAUCAACACAAUUUAAUACAUAUGUUAAUUCAAAUACUGUUUUACAUAAUUAUGCACAUAUUUUUGAUUUGUUAAGUAGAUUGAGACAAGCAGCUGAUCAUCCAUAUUUAAUUAUAUUUGGUAACUCUUUUUUAAGUGAUCCUUCUGGUAAAUUUAUAAAGAAAAAUACAACAAUAAUACCAGCUAUUUCAAAUGAUUAUGUGUGUGGUAUAUGUUUAGAAAAUGUUACAAAAAGAAAUAAUAUAAGCACAAAGUGUAAUCAUAAUUUCCACAAAUCAUGUUUAAAACAAUAUAUAGAAAGUUUUGAGAUGGAAUAUGCUGAUCAGCAAGAAGAGGAAAAGGAGGAUUAUAAUUUUAGAAAUAGUAAUAUGGUAAAGUACAACACCUAUGAUAUGGGUCAACGUGAAGGUAUGAAUAAUGUGAAAUCUACAAAUAGUUGUAAGUACGAUAUUGUAAUAAAUGAUGAUAUCCAUGACAAUAUGAAUACAUUAGGAAUACAUGAGAAUGAUAAUUUGAUUACUAAUAAAGAUGUAUUGAAAAAUAAGAAAAGCUUAGAAAAGAGGUCUAAAUCUAUAUCUGUUGUAAAAUUUAAAAAUAAAGAUGGUUAUAUUAAUUUGUUAAGUAAUGAUGAAAAUGUAAAAGACUAUCCUUUAGGAUGUCCUGUGUGUUAUAUCCCUUUAACAGUUGAUUUUAAUCUUCUGGUAGAUAAAGAAGAAAAUGAAGAAGAUGAAAUUAUUAUAUGUAAAGAAGAAACUACGUAUAUAAAUAAAAGUUUUAUAAAUAGAAUCAAUACUCAAGAAUAUAGAUCAAGUACUAAAAUUGAAGCCGUUUAUGAAGAAGUACAAAAUGUAAUAAAUAAUACAGACGAUAAAUGUCUAAUUUUUUCACAAUAUUGUUCCAUGUUAGAUUUAAUAGAAUAUCAUUUAAAAAAACAUAAUAUUGUCUGUUCUAAAUUAUUAGGAUAUAUGUCUAUGAUUUCAAGAAAUAAUAUUUUAUACAAUUUUAACCAAGAUAAACAAUUAAGAGUAUUAUUAAUAAGUUUAAAAGCAGGAGGGGAAGGUUUAAAUCUUCAAGUAGCAAAUCGAAUAUUUAUUGUAGACCCCUGGUGGAAUCCAGCAGCUGAACUACAAGCUAUUCAGAGAGCUCAUCGAAUUGGUCAAACCAAAACAGUAUAUGCUAUACGUUUUAUUAUAGAAAAUACUGUAGAAGAAAAAAUUAUUCAGUUGCAAAAUAAAAAGCAGUUGGUGUUUGACAGUACUAUUGGAGAUUCUGGAAACGCCAUGCAAAAAUUAUCUAAGGAGGAUUUGGCAUUCUUAUUCCACUCAUAA
Molecule: messenger RNA, 5007 nt
Organism: Plasmodium reichenowi
Lineage: Eukaryota; Apicomplexa; Aconoidasida; Haemosporida; Plasmodiidae
Product: DNA repair protein rhp16, putative
Exons: 2
Coding region: 1-5007 (1668 amino acids)
Molecular function (GO): zinc ion binding; ATP binding; DNA binding
Source: RefSeq, a predicted model, not a curated record